AUGCCGAUCGACUACAACAAGUGGGACCGGCUCGAAGUCUCAGACGACUCCGACGUCGAGGUGCACCCAAACGUCGAUACCAAGAGUUUCAUUCGCGCAAAGCAGCGUCAGAUACACGAACAACGAGCCCAGCGCAAACACGAGAUCGAGACUCUCAAGUAUGAACGCAUCGUCAACGAUGGCCUCCUCGAACGUAUCAAUGCCCUGUUGGAUGCUCUCAAGAAGCACCAGGCGGAGGCAGCCCAGAAGAACCCUGACGAACUUGUCUUCCAAUCCCUGAUCGAAAGUGCUGGUGACCCUGCCAAAGAUGAGCCGCCCAAGCCUCCAGAGGGUGUGUACACGCAUCAAAAGGAACAGCCGCGGUAUUCGAAGAUGAUGGGCGCAUUGAUAGAUCAGGUCAAGAAAGAGGUGGAUGAGAAGAAAGAUUCCUCUACAGACAGAUAUGCGGACUUUGUGCAGGGGGUCAACGGUCACCUUACGAAGGUUCAAAACUUACAGCAAGACCUUUUAAAACGGCUGGCACAGCUGGAGAAGGAGGCCACCGCCAAAAUCACAAGCGAGGACAUCCAUGUCGGGUUUGACUCUUCUCAUGUCAACAGACCAAAACCGAAGCCAGCAAAGACCGAGAAGCCCAAAGCAAACGAAUCGACCAAGACCGAAACAGUAGAAUUGCUGAAUGCCCCCAAAGGCAUAAGCUCGAAGACACGCGAAGCCCUUCAACCUGUAGAUGGAGGGGUUUCGUCCGGUGCAGAGGCAGACAUUGAAGACGGAUCUCUUAUCGAGAAGCACGAAGACGAUGACGAAGAAGAGGAGGUGAACAUCAAACUCACACCUGAAGGCAAAGAGUUCGCGAAGAUCAGGAUUGGCGACUAUCGUGCGUGCCUCCAGUAUAUCUCAGAGCAUCCUGAGAUUGUGAACGAAAAGACGCAAGAUGCACUCAUGAUCGAGGCGUUUAAUGCCCAGAUGAAGGGCCAAGACGCCUAUGCACGAACGUGCGUGCACCAGAGUCUCCUCAUUCAGUACUGUCGACAGCUGGGCCGCGACGGCGUUGGGAUGUUCUUCAAGCGCAUCACGACCAAAGGUCACCAAGCGCAACAAGUAUUCAACAAGGAUCUGGCCGAGACAUAUGGCAGAAUCAAAUUCCGAGCCGCAGAGCUACAAAAGGAGGAAGGAAAUGAUCCGGCUGGCGUAGAACAAAUCCAACUUCAUGCCGUCGAGCCCGGAACAGAAAUCCACAUCAACGUGCCACAAGCUGAGUCGGAUGAUCCCGUUGAGCAAGAGGCACGCAAGAUUUUUGACCGCUUUCCUCCCGGCCUGCAACGAGCGUUGCAAAGCGGAAGUCUGGACGAAGUCAACAAAGUUCUGGGAAAGAUGAGUGUCGAGGAGGCUGAAGAAAUCGUCGAGCUGCUUGGUCAGGGCGGCAUGCUAAGUCUCCAAGAGGGUGUGAUUGAUGCCACCAACGAAGAGGGCCAGAAGAGACUAAAGGAGAUUGAAGAAGAGGAGAAGCGAAAGAAAGCUGCCGGUGAAGCAGGCGAAGCUCAGGGCGUGGGCGAGCCGGGCGACGCUGUUGAUGCAUACGACGUUGAUUGA
Cladophialophora yegresii CBS 114405 is the source of this 1590-nucleotide messenger RNA. Its product is annotated as cell division cycle protein 37. Lineage: Eukaryota; Fungi; Ascomycota; Eurotiomycetes; Chaetothyriales; Herpotrichiellaceae. Gene Ontology annotation, cellular component: cytoplasm. Gene Ontology annotation, molecular function: protein kinase binding; heat shock protein binding; protein-folding chaperone binding. Bases 1 to 1590 code for a protein of 529 amino acids. The record is from RefSeq and is a predicted model, not a curated record. Gene Ontology annotation, biological process: protein stabilization; protein folding. The transcript has a single exon.